ACCACACUCCGCGGAAAGUAUUCUCCAUCAACUUACAGCAAGAUAUCUUGCAUUUCGGCUACGAAAUACCAAAAUGGAGCAGGUAGCUUCUAAUCAACGACCGUACAGGUCCCAUCUUCGACCGGCCUGUAUUCCAUGCCGAAAACGCAAGUCCCGCUGCCAGUCCGAGGCAUCUUCCAGCUGCUGUCUCAUGUGCCGGGCACAUCGCACGGAUUGCAUCUUUCCCACGGAAUCUCGCUCAAGUUCUCGAACCCCUCGGCGUCGGAGACAAGCAAGGCUGUUGACAACUAGAAGUCCCCGUCAAAUCAGCCUGGCACCGGGACCCCCGGCAGGAUCCAUCUCAGACAACUCUACUGUCGAGCAGACAGUGUCUGUUAUAGAACCAGCCUUGACUUCAGCCCUUAACAGGUCGUCGAGAAACACCACGUCCCAUGAGCACCGAGUGUCCAACGUCUCUCCCGCGGUGCCAAGAAGCACAGAAUGGCCCCAACAAAACGCUCAAUCGGAGGAGUCACCUUUGGCGUUGGGCUCAAACGACGAACAACCGCACAAUCUUCACAUAGUUGGGCCUGCGGUCACUUCGGACAACCAGGUUUUGUCGGACUACUUAUCUUCCAUGCCUAGUGCCUCAAGGGGUUCACGGUUUAUCAGACCAGCCAUAGGCAAUAGAUCUCGACCUGUGCUAUUUACUACUGUACAGAAACGACCAGUUGGGUUGGAUUCGAACCUCAGUUUCGCAGAGGAAAGAUUGCAGCUUAUAGAGAAGAUAUUAGAGCCUUUCACCGGUGAUCUUCUCGACGUCUAUUUUGAUAAGGUCAAUUCUUCCUUUCCUCUUCUUGAUGAAGCACAUUUUCGUAAGCAAUAUAGAGAGAACAAAUCCGGAAUAUCGCCAGCGCUUCUCAGUGGCUUAUACGCCCACUCGAUAACCUUCUGGAAUAGCUCUCCUAUUCUUUCUCGCCAUCGAUGUCCUGAUGGACGCUUCAUCUGGAAUCUUGCGACUGAGGCAGCUUAUUCCCAGAUACAUAGAUCUCCAGGAAUAUCCACCAUAGAAGCCUUGGUUCUGAAUAUAGGCGGUCGUGAAGUGACUGCUUUGAUUGGAAAUGGCGUUUUAUUGGCGUCUUCAGUUGCUAUGGCACAUUCCCUGGGUUUGAACCACAGUCCAAUACCCUGGGAAAUACCACAGUCUGAAAAGAAUUUAAGAAUGAAGAUCUGGUGGGCUCUGUUGAUUCACGAUAAAUGGUUGAGUCUUUCACAUGGAACCCCACCACUCAUCUCUCCGACUCUAAAUGAUGUGCCCCAACCUCUCGUAGAGAAUCUUUGUGAAGAAGGGUCUUCUUCGGACCGAGCUCUCAAUGCUUCAGUGUACAUUGCUCUAGUAAGCCUGACCGAGGUUCUAGACUUACACUUAAGGCACGUCCAUCAAUUCAGCCUUUCAGAUGAAUCCACAGAUACGACACAUUUGGAAUUGGCUCUGAAUAAUUGGAUAGAAACUCUGAGCGACGAAAUCCGCCGGAUUGUCAUUCGUGGAAAUAACCUGAGAAUUCCUGGUGCUGCUAACCUUCGCUUGUCAUAUCUGACAGUCAGACUACUAUUGCAGAGAAUCGAACUUGAAGCUGAAAAGCGUGAUCGCGACACAGGGGAUAGUCGCCUGCUGAAUCGUUAUAUGCAAGCUCGGAGAACUGCAGAGGAUAUUCUCAUCUUGACGCAAGAGUUACAGCCCGAACAUUUGGCUGAUUGCUGGUUACCAAGCAGCGCUUUUGCAUUUUCGACAACUGUUAGCUUCCUUCUCCGAUGUGCACUUGAGACAGAAAACUCAACAUCGGGGUUAGUUCAAAGCAGCUCAUUGAGGAUCGCCUCGGAUUUAUUGUCGGCUCUUCGUGAACAUAAAGAGAAGCAUGACUGGGAUCUGGGUGAUAUUUGUUUGGCCCAACAUGCAGACGUUGUCGAGAAGCUACGGGCCAUGACGCCGCCUGAAGACCCAAGUUCUGAAGAGGCUUUGGACUUUUCUAGCUUUGCUAUGGCGGAAUCUUCUUACCUCGAUCAGCUUUUCCCAAGUCUAUGGGACCCUCUGCAGAAUGUGUGGUAAUAAACAGCAAUUCUUUUCCGCGGGAAACUUGUCGGAUGUUCACAUCGGCUCAGCCGUAUAAGCAACUCUGUGCUUGUUACUUGCGGCUACGCAUUAAACACAUGCAUGCUAUCCCUCGCGUCUUUUUGUGAAGAACAUUGUGCCU
This is a messenger RNA of Fusarium redolens, 2231 nucleotides long. Its product is annotated as fungal-specific transcription factor domain-containing protein. The record is from RefSeq and is a predicted model, not a curated record. The coding region runs from base 74 to 2086 and encodes 670 amino acids. NCBI's taxonomy places the organism in Eukaryota, Fungi, Ascomycota, Sordariomycetes, Hypocreales, Nectriaceae. Gene Ontology annotation, cellular component: nucleus. Gene Ontology annotation, molecular function: DNA-binding transcription factor activity, RNA polymerase II-specific; zinc ion binding; DNA binding. Gene Ontology annotation, biological process: DNA-templated transcription. The transcript has 3 exons.